AACCACACUAUAGUUCCUUGCUGCAUAGUAAGCUGGCAGUUGCUGCCAAUGGCGUUUCUGCGCGGUCUCGAUACCCACUCGCCGAACUUGACUGGACAUUAGCAGAAAUCGCUCGCGUGGCGGGACUCCCAGGGAAAAUCCUUCCUCGGAGGCGUAGGUGUGGUCACGUCACGUGCCGACUCCCGUGCUCUGUUAGGACCAUGUACUUCCAAAAGAUCGAGAGCUUUCAGGCGUAGCAAGGAUACUGUUACAUCUCCCAGUGGCGUCGUAACAAUGUCGAACCAGCGUUUGCAGUGGGCGAGGGGGUCAUUCAUUCACAGUGCUUAAAUGGACGCCACUCGGCAACCAUUACUGCAGUCGUCAUCUGCCAGCCACUGAUUUUUCCUCGUGCUGCUUCCAGACUACAGUAGAAGGACCUUGCGGGCGGGCAGGAUGCGACGUUCGUGCGACGUCCAAAUCGUCUGCGAGGUCGCCCCAAUCCCACCCGCCGAGACCGUCGUGAAAUGGGCGGUCAACUCAGCACAUCAGCGAAAGCAGAGAGAGCAGCCAAGCCAACCCGCCUCGACCCUCAUCCGAUGAGGGAGUCCCUUCUUCCCCAUCGACCCCAUCGACCCCAUCGACCCAUCGAGCCCAUCGAGCCCAUCGAGCCCAUCAAGCCCCCCGCAGCCGUGUCCCGCCUGCGCGCGCGGGGGUACGCUGCAUCCGCCCCUUGCGGAAGCGGCGGAAGCUGCGGAGUCCGUGUGACUCGGCGUGCAAGCCCCGGGAUAUCUCGUCUGAAAUUUCGCGUCCGUACUGUUCGUCUCCGCACUGUUGGCCUCCGCACUGUUGGCCUCCGCACUGUUCCUCGAAAGAACCACCUGUCCGACGAAUUCAGGCGUCUCCCCGGUGGCGAAUUCCGAUGAUACUCGUUUCACUUAGGCGACUCAAUUCAGUCCGUCCGCCAUUGAACUACUCCGAGAAGCAAGACUGCCAAGGGAAAAACCAAAGUCGAAGAGAUUGUCUCCUUCAAGGAAAACCCAGGGCGGGCUGCUCUUCUUCACGCGGGCUGCUCUUCUUCACGCGGGUUGCUCUUCUUCACGCGGGUUUGCUCUUCUUCACGCGGGUUGCUCUUCUUCACGCGGGUUGCUCUUCUUCACGCGGGCUUCUCUUCUUCACGCGGACUGCGCUGCUCUGCGCCGCCAUGGCGCGUUCCUCGGAAGCGAUCACGGGAUCCGCGUCCCCGUCCUCCCCGAUCUCCAUUCGGCCCUGGUCGCCCGAGGAGGACGCGGUUCUGCUGCGCCAUGCACUGCAUUGCGGCACGAGGCAGUGGGGAGAGUUGGGGAGGAGCGGUCAGCUGAAGAGAAACAACAAGUCGUGCUGUAACCGUUACAUCUUCCUCAGAAGGAAGUUCGUUCAGCGCUUUCAGGAGAGCCUUCUGAGGGAGCACUUGGGAGGCAGUGCACAUCCGCAGCUCAUUGCUGCGGAGCGCUACCAUCAGUUGCCACGGCACACCCAGCAGCAGCAGCAGCAGCAGCAGCAGCAGCAGCAGCAGCCAGCAGCAGCAGCCAGCAGCAGCAGCAGCAGCAGCAGCAGCAGCAGCAGCAGCAGCAGCAGCAGCAGCAGCAGCAGCAGCAGCAGCAGCAGCAGCAGCAGCAGCAGCAGCAGCAGCAGCAGCAGCAGCAGCAGCAGCAGCAGCAGCAGCAGCAGCAGCAGCAGCAGCAGCAGCAGCAGCAGCAGCAGCAGCAGCAGCAGCAGCAGAGCAGCAGCAGCAGCAGCAGCAGCAGCAGCAGCAGCAGCAGCAGCAGCAGCAGCAGCAGCACAGCAGCAGCAGCAGCAGCAGCAGCAGCAGCAGCAGCAGCAGCAGCAGCAGCAGCAGCAGCAGCAGCAGCAGCAGCAGCAGCAGCAGCAGCAGCAGCAGCAGCAGCAGCAGCAGCAGCAGCAGCAGCAGCAGCAGCAGCAGCAGCAGCAGCAGCAGCAGCAGCAGCAGCAGCAGCAGCAGCAGCAGCAGCAGCAGCAGCAGCCAGCAGAGCAGCAGCAGCAGCAGCAGCAGGUUGGUGUGGGUUCACCCGGGUCCCUGUCGCCUGCUCUUACUUUCGGUGGGCUGUCGUUUGAUGAGUGCAGGGGCGUCUUCCUCUCACCCAAUGCCCGCCGCCCAACAGCUCAAGCCGACCUCUCGUCUGCUUUCGCGUCUGCCACUGCCUCCCAUGGCGCUGCCUCCCAUGCCACUGCCUCCCAUGCCGCUGCCUCCCAUGGCGCUGCCUCCCAUGGCGCUGCCUCCCAUGGCGCUGCCUCCCAUGGCGCUGCCUCCCAUGGCGCUGCCUCCCAUGCUGCCACCUUCAGUGCCGCCGCACCCAAUGCUUCUGCCUUCAGCGUUGCAUGCCGCGUGCCACUGUCUUCAAUGACCGACGCCCCACAAUCCGCCAAUGCUGCUGCCGUCUCCAGUCCUGCUGCUGCCUGCGAUGCUGCGGCAGUGAAUAACGUCAUCCGCCCCGGCGCAGCUGCUCUCAGCCUGCCCAUGAAGCGACCCAGAGGCGACUGGAGCGGGCCUUUGGAGGUCCCACAUCUGUUGGGCCGACCUGUAUUCGGGUCUCUGGGCCCUGCGCUGGGGCAUGCGGACGCAUUGGACACACACUGUGUGCAGCAGGGAGGGGAGAGGAGCGGAGUGCAGCAGGUGGUGUGGCCUCGCGUGGAGUCGGGGAGAGCCCUUCUGCUGGAGGAGCAUGGGCAGCUGGAGAGGAGGUGGAGGAGAGUGCAGCGCAUGAUGUGGCCUGACAUGGGUUCAGGAGGAGCAGCGCUGUCAGCGCCACCGCCCAUCCAACUCACUGCUCUGGCGGGUUCAGUUUCUGCUGGAAUGAACUCCUGUGUUGGAGGGACGCCCCUUGCCAGUGCAAGCAACAGAGGACAGGAGCUGCCCUCGGCAAUCGGCUCUUGCAACGUGGGGCAAGAAACGGACUCCUUGUUUAUCGACGCGCCCGUCUCUGUCCUGUGCUUGGCUGGGCGUGGCCCCACUGGUGUGCCCUUGGCGAGUGGGCCUCAGCGACGGGCGCUUGCGGCCUCUCUUCCUGAGCCAGGCCUGGCAGCGAGGCUGCUGGAACAAAGGGGGACUGGGGAGGGAGGUGUGGAGGGGGUGGAGGUUGGGGAGGGAGUUUCUCAGCUGCAGUACCAACUGAACAGUCGUGAGCGGUUCAAGCAUGCUCACUUUCCUGCACUCUCAUUGCCCCGCCCGCUACCACACCCGCUGAGACAGGCUCAUAUACAGUCCCCCCAUUCUCAUCAGCUCAAGCCUUGGGGCUUCGCCAACAUAUCUGGGGCUUUGGGAGAGGAGGGUGCAUUUGCAGAGACCUUUCUUGAUAAUGAUGGGGAUUUGGAUAUGCGUAGUUACAACAGCACCUUGAACGGAGCAUACGGAUUUAAUGACACAGUAAAUGCUUUUAGCGGAAUACCAUCUCUGCAUGUGCGGCCCCAGAUGCACAGUUGCCAUUCUGGCCGAGCUCCAGAGGUUGCACAGAAUCUUGCUAACGUUUUGCUGCAUUGCUCGGCAGGUCAAACAUUGAAUUGUAUUGCUGAAUCAUAUUUAUAAACCACGUUCUUUGUUCCGUGCAGG
Molecule: messenger RNA, 3583 nt
Organism: Closterium sp. NIES-67
Lineage: Eukaryota; Viridiplantae; Streptophyta; Zygnematophyceae; Desmidiales; Closteriaceae
Source: the annotation of a GenBank genome assembly